Messenger RNA from Papaver somniferum (opium poppy), 1996 nucleotides. RefSeq names its product protein indeterminate-domain 2-like. Gene Ontology annotation, cellular component: nucleus. Bases 481 to 1794 code for a protein of 437 amino acids. The record is from RefSeq and is a predicted model, not a curated record. NCBI's taxonomy places the organism in Eukaryota, Viridiplantae, Streptophyta, Magnoliopsida, Ranunculales, Papaveraceae. Gene Ontology annotation, molecular function: DNA-binding transcription factor activity. The transcript has 4 exons.
UAACAAGCAAAAAAAAUUUAUAGCUGCAGACUUUUGCAGUGCACAAGAGAAAGAAAAUAGUUUCUCACUCUCUAGAAUUGCCAAGCUUUAAGGUUGAAGUUUGUUGAUGUUUAGUAAUGACAGUAAAUGAUUUUCUCUAAGUAAUUUAUUUGAGUUGUUUCUUCUUCAUCAAAAUUUUAAUGGAGUUUUGGUUUUAACUUGAAUGGUUUCUGGGUUUGAAGAUAAAUUCUUUCUGGGUUUAGGGUUUUGAUUUGGAAUUGUUGGUGGUAGUUCAUGGAAAGUUAAGCAGAAGAGAAGAGAAAUAAAUUUGCUGAAACUGGUAGGUAGAUAAAGCUAUUAAAGACCGGUAGCUGUUAAAGAAAGUUUCUUUAUUGAAACCCUAGCUUGAAUUUGUAUCUCAGUCUUAACAGUCUACGGUUGAAUUAUUGUAAACAAGCCUAAUUGAUAUGUUUUGUUAGAGUUUGAUAAUAUUCAUCAACCAUGACUGUUUCUACUUCUGGAGAAGCUAGUGUAUCUUCUUCUGGUGCUCCGCCACCAGUACAACCUUCCUUAACAGCAAAGAAAAAGAGAAAUCUACCCGGAAUGCCAGAUCCGAAUGCUGAAGUGAUAGCUUUAUCUCCGAAAACAUUAAUGGCGACAAAUCGAUUUGUAUGCGAGAUAUGUAAUAAAGGGUUUCAACGUGAUCAAAAUCUACAACUGCAUCGAAGAGGUCAUAAUUUACCAUGGAAACUUAGACAAAGGGCGAAUAAAGAAAUCCGUAAACGAGUUUACGUUUGUCCUGAAACAUCUUGCGUUCAUCAUGAUCCGUCUAGAGCUUUAGGUGAUUUAACUGGAAUUAAGAAACAUUUCUGUAGAAAACAUGGUGAAAAGAAAUGGAAAUGUGAUAAAUGUUCUAAGAAAUAUGCUGUUCAAUCUGAUUGGAAAGCUCAUUUGAAAACUUGCGGUACUAAAGAAUAUAAAUGUGAUUGUGGCACUCUUUUCUCUAGGAGAGAUAGUUUCAUUACACACAGAGCUUUUUGUGAUGCAUUGGCUGAAGAAAGUGCUAAAGCUCAGACCACAACGACAACAAAUUCAAAAUCAUCAGAAGAACAAAAUAAUCAGAUUCAGAAUGAGAAGCAGGUUGUUGUAGGUUCUUGUUGUUCUUCACCACCAUCUACUUCUGCAAUAUCUGCCAUUCAAACUACAGCAUUGCCUGGAAAUUUACAACCUCCUCAGACUACAUCAUUUUCUGAUCUCAUUUGUGGAAUGGGAGGAGGAAGGUCGGAGCGAUCGUCAACUUCAGCUACAGAGCAACCUACUUCACUCUCACUCUCAUCUAAAAAUGGGUCUUCCAUGUUUGCAUCAACAAUGACAUCUAAUCAAGAAAGUCAUCAAUUUUCAUCACCACAGCCAGCAAUGUCGGCAACUGCCCUGCUCCAAAAAGCAGCUCAAAUGGGUGCCGCUGCCACUAGUGCUUCGUUGCUGCGUGGAUUAGGAUUUUCAGUGAGUGGUUCUAGUUCUUCGCAACAGCAACAACAGACAGAGAAUCUACAGUGGGAUACCAGCCGUAGCAACAACCUUCAUCAACAUCAGAUUGAUAACCAUGGUGGUGCUGGACUAUCUGACGGUCUUGGUGUUCCGUCUUCAUUAUUUGGUUCAAAACCAGCCACAUUGGAUUUCCUUGGUUUGGGUAUGGGCAGAGGAGGUGGCGGCAGUAGUUUUUCGUCCCUCAUGAACUCGGUGGACGCAAAUCUGAAUAUUGCAAAUGCUGUUGGGCCAUUUGGAGAUGUUAAUUCAGGAAACACAGCCAAAUGAGAGCCCUCCAAAUGUAAUUCCAUUUUGGUAUGAUUGUCCAGUGAUACGAGUUUUUGUUCUUGUUCUUGAUGUAGUUUUAAUUUUGGUGAAUCAAUAGAAAUUUAGAUGUAUAAUCUCUGUUAGUACAGUUAAAAGUUGUAAAAGAAAAAUGGAUGCUUGUUCAAAAUAGUAAAAUAUAUGUCAAACUUUGAUCGAGGUUCAA